This is a messenger RNA of Cinara cedri, 234 nucleotides long. NCBI's taxonomy places the organism in Eukaryota, Metazoa, Arthropoda, Insecta, Hemiptera, Aphididae. The record is from the annotation of a GenBank genome assembly.
AUGACAGUGGAAACAGAUACGAGUUAUGAAGGCUUAGGUGCUUGCCUCUCUCAAGCUCACAAUAGUACCAUACGUGUCAUCGAAUAUGCAAGCAGAACGUUAAAAUACCCUGAAAAGCGCUAUCACAGCAAUGAGCUCGAGGUAACAGCAUUACACUGGGCAAUUACUGAAAAAUUCCGUUUAUAUAUAAUGAGUAAAUCUUUAUCAAAAAUAAAUCCUCAAAUCAUCCAAUGA